This is a messenger RNA of Saxophila tyrrhenica, 1071 nucleotides long. RefSeq lists its product as uncharacterized. Lineage: Eukaryota; Fungi; Ascomycota; Dothideomycetes; Mycosphaerellales; Extremaceae. The record is from RefSeq and is a predicted model, not a curated record. Gene Ontology annotation, molecular function: protein binding. The transcript is spliced from 2 exons. Bases 1 to 1071 code for a protein of 356 amino acids.
AUGCCUCCAGCUGGUGGAACAUUAUCCGCCCCAGUGAACGUGCUUCGAGAUUGGGUCGACAGAGGUGGCUCGGAGGACACAUCUGCCUACGUGGACACACAAGACUCAGAGCCUCAGUCCCACUCUCUUCCGAGACUUGAGGUGCGCUCUUCAGCUGGCAAAGGCCUGGGUCUCUUCACGUGCGAGCAUAUACCGGCGUAUACCCGGGUCGUUGACGACGAUGCCUUGCUCAGUCUUGGACCAAAGGAGAAUUUACCGGAGCUAUGGCGAAAGUACCUUGCGCUCCCACAGGAGGACCGGCAGUGUUUCGAAUCCUUGAGCGUUCAUGAGAACCAAACCUCGAAGGAAGAGGAUCAGAUUGUGAAGCUCAAACAACGGGGCUAUGCCGAGGAUGAGGCAAGGAAGAUGUCUCAAGUAUCUUCCAAGUACCUUUCAAACGCUUUCAACACCGAAGACAGGACGGCCCAUGGAGGAUUAGGAGGCCAGCAAGGGAGUCGCUGGUCAAGUGCUCUCUUCCCAACCAUCGCGCGGAUCAACCACAGCUGUGUGCCAAACUGUCAUCCACACUAUAACCUGCUGAGCGGCGCUGAGGUUCUAUAUACUCUACGCGACAUCGAGGUUGGUGAAGAGCUAAGCAUUUCCUACUUUGACAUGACCUCACCGUUCGCUACUCGACAAGCGCGAGCAAAGUCUUGGGGGUUCACCUGCUCAUGUACAGCUUGUGGACGUCAAGGCAGCUUUGCAAGUGGGGAGUAUGAAGGGAAAUUGGCUCUGGUGCACCAUGUUGUUGAGACGCAGGUCAGCUUUAUGAAGACAAACACCCCGGCAGAGGACGUCGAGACUGCGAACCGCGCCAUUGAGAUUGCUUCCGACCCUGACCUUCCCUGGCUCGUGGCGAGCCUUCCGGUGUUGCACAAGACCCUUGCCCUGCGGCUUCAGAAGGCGAACGAGUGGGAUCCAGAGCGCUUUGGUGCGCAAUUCGCAAGUGUUCAAUCGAUAUUUCAAGAGGCACUGAAGUGGGAGCUCAGAACCAAGGGAUCGCAGACGCUACAACGUACCGAUCGGAGAUAA